AUGAAAGAUUUUGCACCCGUACACCAUUUCUCACACGGUAGUGGCAAGGCGACGAUCGAGGCGUGGAAAGACUUGGUCCGAGUAACCAGGGUGAAUUGGGUUCUUAGCGAUGGUGUCGGAUUAGAGCUCUUGAUUACGUCACGAAUCUCCUUAUUCAGAAUCACGGGAUUUG
Ambispora leptoticha is the source of this 172-nucleotide messenger RNA. Lineage: Eukaryota; Fungi; Glomeromycota; Glomeromycetes; Archaeosporales; Ambisporaceae. The record is from the annotation of a GenBank genome assembly.